AUGAACAACCAAAAGAAAAGGAGUAGGCAGAAUCUCAGCUGUGGCGAAUGCAGAAGACUAAAGCUUAAGUGCGAUAGAGAAUGGCCAUGCACAUCGUGUAAGAAGCGUGGAUGUGCGGCUAUUUGCCCAGAUGGUACUCUCAAAGGCGGUACUAUGUCCAGGACGGCUUUGGUUUCGAAUACGGCAUCACUCCUAACCAGAAUCGAUCAGCUUGAAAGUGCCUUAAAAAAUGCCGGUGAAAUAGUACCGCCGCCAACUGAACCAAUCAUCAGUUCUGCCGCAUACGCGUUCAACUCGCCUCCACCACUUCAGGAACAAACCUUUCACGAGGAAGACUUUGCAGAGAGCUUUGGGUCCUUGACUCUCGGUAUCUCCGGGCAAGCUAGAUACGUUGGUCCAAGCGCAGGAUCUGAAUGGCUCCAAAAUGAAGCUCAAAUCAGCGACAACGAAUUGGAAUCUGAGAGAUUGAAUGAGGGCUCUCCCGUUAAUUUAGACAGCCCGAAUACUCCGCCUUCAGAUUUCCCUUUCCCUGGUGCCACUAAUGAGUCUGUCAUUACUCAGAUGUGGUCGCAAUUGCCACCGAUAGACAAAGCCAGACGUUUAAGCGACAAGUACUUCGACUACGAUUCUUGCUUGUACUACGUCAUCCCUCAGGAAAUAUUCGAUGAAGACUUUGAAAUCAUCUAUAGUGGUCCUAUUGAUGUCAAGUUCGCUCAUCAGCUCGCUCGGCUGUAUAUGAUUCUUGCUAUCGGUCUACACUGCGACGUUGACGAGCCAUUCGGUCAUCCUGACUGCCACAAGUACUUUUGCUCUGCCAAGACACUGCUCAAUGCAUCCGAAUUUAUGACAAAGUGCUCACUAGCCACCGCGCAGACACUUCAUUUGAUGGGCAGCUACCUUUUAAAUAGGAAUAGGUUGAGUGGUGCUGACUCGUACUGGCCACUUUUAGGUGUCCAGAUGCGCAUCAUACAAGCAAUGGGUUUACACAGAGACGGUGCUAGGUGGGGAUUUGACCAGCGUCAGCUAAAUGAACGUCGUAGGACAUUCUGGGAAUCUCACACUAUUGAUGUUUUUCAGUCAAUUUGUUUCGGCAGACCGUACUCAACCCACGCUAGGCACAUCGAUUGCGAGUUUCCUAUGGAUGAAGAGGCGCGUAACUUCCACAUCGGUGGCAAAGAUGAGGGAUACGGUUUCCAUACGCUCAAGUUCAAGCUCGUCAAGCAUCUCUGUAGGAUCAGUGAUGAUAUCUACGGUGUCAACCCGCCUCCCUAUGAAACUGUCAUUCAUGUUGACAGGGGAAUUAGGGAGUUUGAAAAGAACAUACCGCCUCAUCUUCGAUGUAAGGCUGCUUCGCUUGUGAGAAACUCCUCCAAUUACCCUAUCGAAGAGGAUUCAGGGGGGUUUAGUGAGAAGCUAGCACUCCAACAGCACACGCUUGCGCUUAACGUGAAUGAGUGCUUACUCUAUCUGAACCGGCGAUACUUUGCACACGCACUCAAAACGUAUCCUCAGGACCCACUUCGGUCUCCAUUCUCACAGUCUUACGUCGCCGUUAUGGAGUGUUGUCGGGUAAUAGUAGCGCUCGUGCGCAGUAUCCACACGCUUAUUCCGGAGUUAUCGACACGCCACUGGUAUUUCUUCCAUCAUCUAUUCUCUUGUGGCAUCUGCGCUGCGGCAUCGUGCAUUCUCUCGCCUGGCUCGGCGAUGGCAUCGGAGGCGUGGAAAGAUCUUUGCGAGAUCAUCGACUUGUGCGCUUUGCCAACGGCGGGAAAACGUGCGAAUGCUUUCGUGCCCGCCCUCGAUAAGCUGCGUAAGAAGGCUCAUGCUCGUUGUAUGGCUCACCUCGAGGCGCGUGGGACAAUGCGCAGUGAGGAGGAUGAGGGGAUUGAUGACGAACACCUCGUUCUCCUCGGGUUGGGCUCGAGAGUUGUCAAUAAAGGUCACGAAACUCGUAUCAGGACACCGGCUAGAUCGAGAUCGUAUAGCGUGCAGACUCGUGUUCCUCAGUCGAAAGCUGAUCCUCAUGAUGCCCUCUGGAAUAGCCCUAUUAGUGACAGCGCGGCACCUAAGUUUUACCCAAAUUACAAAGAUUAUGGCCAAGAGGGUGAUGAGGUGAACAAUUCUCGCGGAAAAUCUAGACGCAGGGGCUUAUUUGUUGGUGGAGAAAGUGGAGAAGGAGACGAGGGAGAUAACGGAGCUGCGACUAGUCCACAGAACACCCAUACACCUAUUCACCCACAAAGUCACUCUCAACCUCUCCCACAGACUUCUACUUUCAAUCCUAAUGUUAUGCUCAGUUCAUCUAACACCCCCGAUCAGAUCUACGAGGCACUGCUGCAGACUUCAGCGGGUACGAGUUCGACGGAGAUGUUCAAUAGUCUAUGGGACUUUUCCGGAAGUAACAAACCAAUUCCACAGCUUAACUCUUCUAGUGACAAUUGCUAUUUUCCUCAAAUUAAUUCUUUUAAUGCUUGGUCAAAUGCUGCUCAAUCGGGGCAACCACCUCAAAGUCUUCAACAACCAGUGCAACCAUCACGCUCAGGAAACGCUACACAACCUGCAUACUCUACUCACACUACCAACACCACCAACACCACGCACACUUCAUCGACCCCGCCUAAGGAUACGGACUGGAAUCAUGUGAUGAACUUAAUGGGAUUUUGA
Molecule: messenger RNA, 2664 nt
Organism: Wallemia ichthyophaga EXF-994
Lineage: Eukaryota; Fungi; Basidiomycota; Wallemiomycetes; Wallemiales; Wallemiaceae
Exons: 5
Coding region: 1-2664 (887 amino acids)
Biological process (GO): DNA-templated transcription; regulation of DNA-templated transcription
Molecular function (GO): DNA binding; zinc ion binding; DNA-binding transcription factor activity, RNA polymerase II-specific
Source: RefSeq, a predicted model, not a curated record